Messenger RNA from Lactuca virosa, 889 nucleotides. The record is from the annotation of a GenBank genome assembly. Lineage: Eukaryota; Viridiplantae; Streptophyta; Magnoliopsida; Asterales; Asteraceae.
AAAAAAAACACAGAUACAGAGAAACUUUUCUCUAACGACUUUGAUCGUUUCUCUGUCUCUCUUUAUCUCCUCCGUCGGCCGUCGCAACGGUUUCCCGUUGCUUAACGGCGGCGUCGCUGCAUUGCCUUCUCCGUAUAUAAUAAACGAUCUUCAUUUUGUUAACACUCUUCAAUUCCUUCAGAUUAUCAGUAAGCCGGCAAGAUGUUGGGAUAUAUGCUCAAUCGACUCCUUAUCUUGCUUCUGGCAUAUGCAUAUCCAGCUUAUGAAUGCUUCAAAAAUGUCGAGAAGAAUAAACCAGACCUUGAACUACUUCGUUUUUGGUGCCAAUACUGGAUCUUAAUCGCUGCAAUGACUGUUUGGGACCCGUUUGGUGAUUCAAUAAUCGGAUGGCUCCCAAUGUAUAGUGAAGCCAAGUUGGUAUUUUGCGGGACAAAAUAUGUGUAUGAUACUUUCUUGAAACCAUAUAUCACAAAGCAUGAAGCAGAGAUUGAUCGAACCUUGUCGGAAUUGAAAACUAGGGCUGGAGAUUCUGCAUCUCUUUACCUCUCAAGAGUUAUGAGUUAUGCUCAGACAAGGGCUUUUGAUAUUCUUCAAAUAGUUAUGUCACAAUCCAUCCAAAGACCUCCUCAGGCAGCUGCAGCAGCUCCUGCUCCAGCUGCACAAGCGGCACCAGCAGCUGCUUCUGCUGAGUCAGAAGACGCUGGUGGGGCUCGUAACAGGUUGAAGAAAACUGGCGGUGCUGGCGCAGCUCGCUAAAUCUUAGGUAUUAUAUUAUAUGACGGGUCAUCUUCUCCAUGUGUUAGUCUGCAAGUUGUGAUUAUUUAGGCAUUGGAGCUUGAUGUAACCUUUUUGCUCUCUUUAUAUAUUAUAUUAUUCAUUUAAUUACUAA